Messenger RNA from Chironomus riparius, 7597 nucleotides. The record is from the annotation of a GenBank genome assembly. NCBI's taxonomy places the organism in Eukaryota, Metazoa, Arthropoda, Insecta, Diptera, Chironomidae.
AUUUUCAAAAGGAAAAUUCAACCUCAAGAUUUAAAUGUGUUUAAUUCGGAAAAUGAUCGGCAUUUUAUGUUGUGUGCGUAACUACAUUGAUCAUCGGCUGUUAUACACUCAAAAUGAUUAUGUGUAUUAGUGAAUUUGGACUAAUUGGGAGGUAUUACCCGGGCAUUCUUCAAGCGAUCAAAUUGCGGCAUAUAAAAAGGCUCGUACCCACAUUUUCUCACUUAGAACGGCUUUCGAACGCGAGAGCGAAUAGGGCUGAAAAAAGAAAUAGAAAAAUUACGUGUCUCUAAUUAAUCUAAUUUCGCCCCAUCUCGAAUCGCUUUUUUAUUUUCAUACUUUUUUAAUUUAAUAAAUAAUUCAUCAUGCCAAAGGUUGAAAAGCAAGUCGGUGAUGAUCCCGAUCCAUCUCAAUGGUUGUUUAUCUCACUCGAACAAAAGCGUAUCGAUCAAUCGAAACCUUACGAUGCCAAGAAGGCCUGCUGGGUUCCUGAUGAGAAGGAGGGCUAUGUUAUUGGUGAAAUCAAGUCAACCAAGGGUGACUUAGUAUCCGUUACAAUUCCAGGCGGUGAGACCAAGGAUUUCAAGAAAGAUUUCGUCACACAAGUCAACCCUCCAAAAUACGAAAAAUGUGAGGAUAUGUCCAAUUUGACAUACCUUAACGAUGCCUCGGUUCUCCAUAACUUGAGACAACGUUAUCUUAAUAAACUUAUCUACACCUACUCUGGCCUCUUCUGUAUUGUAAUCAAUCCUUACAAGCGUUGGCCAUUGUAUACCAACCGUGUCGCUAAAAUGUACCGUGGCAAGCGUCGUAAUGAAAUGCCACCCCAUCUUUUCUCCAUUUCUGAUGGUGCCUACGUUAACAUGUUGACAGAUCAUGAAAAUCAGUCUAUGUUGAUUACUGGUGAAUCUGGAGCUGGAAAAACUGAAAACACGAAGAAGGUUAUUGCCUACUUCGCCACCAUUGGUGCCUCCACCAAGAAGCCAAGUGAAGCUGAUGCCAAGAAGGGAUCAUUGGAAGAUCAAGUCGUCCAAACCAAUCCCGUUCUUGAAGCUUUCGGUAACGCUAAGACCGUCCGUAACGAUAACUCUUCUCGUUUCGGUAAAUUCAUCCGUAUCCAUUUCUCUGGAUCUGGUAAAUUGUCAGGUGCUGAUAUUGAAACAUACUUGUUGGAGAAGGCUCGUGUCAUCUCUCAACAAACGUUGGAACGUUCAUAUCACAUCUUCUACCAAAUGAUGUCUGGAUCAGUCCCUGGACUUAAAGAAAUGUGUAUUCUCAGUGAUAACAUUAUGGACUAUCACGUUGUAUCUCAGGGAAAAACUUCUAUUCCCGGUGUUGAUGAUGGUGAAGAAAUGGUCGGAACUGACCAAGCCUUCGAUAUCUUGGGUUUCACACAAGAAGAGAAGGACAAUGUCUACAAAAUUACUGCCGCUGUUAUGCAUAUGGGUGGUAUGCAAUUCAAGCAAAGAGGUCGCGAAGAACAGGCUGAAGCUGAUGGUACUGAAUCUGGUGAACGUGUCGCCAAAUUGUUCGGUAUUGACACACAAGAUCUUUACAAGAACUUGCUUAAGCCAAGAAUUAAGGUCGGUAACGAGUUCGUCACACAAGGUCGUAACAAGGAUCAAGUAUACAACUCCGUUGGUGCUCUCUGCAAGGGUGUCUUCGAUCGUCUCUUCAAAUGGCUCGUCAAGAAGUGUAACGAAACUCUUGAUACAAAGCAAAAGCGUGCUCAUUUCAUUGGUGUCUUGGAUAUUGCUGGUUUCGAAAUUUUCGACUACAACGGUUUCGAACAAUUGUGUAUUAACUUUACCAACGAAAAAUUGCAACAAUUCUUCAAUCAUCACAUGUUCGUUCUUGAACAAGAAGAAUACAAGAAAGAGGGUAUUGAUUGGGCUUUCAUUGAUUUCGGCAUGGACUUGUUGGCUUGUAUCGAAAUGAUUGAGAAGCCUAUGGGUAUCUUGUCCAUUCUUGAAGAAGAAUCUAUGUUCCCCAAAGCUACUGAUCAAACCUUCGCUGAGAAGUUGAUGGUCAAUCACUUGGGCAAAUCAGCUCCAUUCUUGAAACCAAAACCACCAAAGCCAGGUUGCCAAGCCGGUCACUUCGCUAUUGCUCAUUAUGCUGGUGUUGUAACAUACAAUAUCACCGGUUGGUUGGAAAAGAACAAGGAUCCAUUGAAUGACACAGUCGUCGAUCAAUUCAAGAAGGGUACAAACAUGCUCUUGAUUGAAAUCUUCGCUGAUCAUGCUGGUCAAUCAGCUGCUCCAGAUGCUGGUGGCAAGGGAGGUCGUGGUAAGAAGGGUGGUGGCUUCGCUACUGUCUCAUCAUCAUACAAGGAACAAUUGAACAAUUUGAUGGCUACAUUGCGUGCAACACAUCCUCAUUUCGUCCGUUGCAUUAUUCCAAAUGAAUUGAAACAGACCGGUCUUAUCGAUGCCAAGCUUGUUAUGCAUCAACUUACCUGUAACGGUGUGCUUGAAGGUAUCCGUAUCUGUCGUAAAGGUUUCCCCAACAGAAUGAACUAUCCAGAUUUCAAGUUGCGUUAUCAAAUCCUUGCCCCUGCUGCCAUGCAAGCCGAAAAGGACCCCAAGAAGUGCGCUGGUGUAUGUUUAGAAACAGUUAAAUUGGACCCAGAGAACUACCGUUUGGGUCACACCAAGGUCUUCUUCCGUGCUGGAGUCUUGGGUCAAAUGGAAGAAUUCCGUGAUGAACGUCUUAGCCGUAUCAUGUCAUGGAUGCAAGCCUGGGCUCGUGGUUACCUCACACGUAAGACUUUCAAGAAAUUGCAAGAACAACGUAUGGCUCUUACCGUCUGCCAACGUGCCUUGCGUAGAUAUCUUAAACUCCGCACAUGGCCAUGGUGGAAGUUGUGGCAGAAAGUCAAGCCACUCCUCAACGCAUCACGUGUUGAAGAUCAAAUUGCCAAACUUGAAGAGAAGGCACAAAAGGCCCAAGAAGCCUUUGAAAAGGAAGAGAAGGCUCGCAAGGAAUUGGAAGCUCUUAACAGCAAGUUGUUAGCUGAAAAGACUGCUCUUUUGGAUUCAUUAUCCGGAGAGAAGGGUGCCCUCCAAGACUACCAAGAAAAGUGCGCUAAGCUCACAGCUCAAAAGAAUGACUUGGACAACCAAUUGCGUGACACACAAGAACGCUUGGCCCAAGAAGAAGAUGCCCGCAACCAACUUUUCCAAUCAAAGAAGAAGUGCGAACAAGAAAUCGGUGGAUUCAAGAAGGACUUGGAAGAUUUGGAAUUGACUAUCCAAAAAUCAGAACAAGACAAGGCCACAAAGGAUCAUCAAAUCCGCAACUUGAAUGAUGAAAUCGCUCACCAAGACGAACUCAUCAACAAGUUGAACAAGGAGAAGAAGAUGCAAGGUGAGACCAACCAAAAGACAGCUGAAGAAUUACAAGCUGCGGAGGAUAAGGUUAACCACUUGAACAAGGUUAAGGCUAAGUUGGAACAAACCCUCGAUGAAUUGGAAGAUUCAUUGGAACGUGAGAAGAAACUCCGUGGUGAUGUUGAGAAGUCCAAGCGUAAGGUUGAAGGUGACUUGAAGCUCACACAAGAAGCUGUUGCUGAUUUGGAACGCAACAAGAAGGAACUUGAACAAACCAUCCAACGUAAAGACAAGGAAAUCUCAUCUCUCACCGCUAAGUUGGAAGAUGAACAAUCCUUGGUUGGCAAGCUCCAGAAACAAAUCAAGGAACUUCAAUCACGCAUUGAAGAGCUCGAAGAAGAAGUCGAAGCUGAACGUCAAGCUCGCGCUAAGGCUGAGAAGCAACGUGCUGAUUUGGCUCGUGAAUUGGAAGAAUUAGGUGAACGUCUUGAAGAAGCAGGUGGUGCCACUUCAGCUCAAAUUGAACUCAACAAAAAGAGAGAAGCUGAAUUAGCCAAGUUGCGUCGUGAUUUGGAAGAAGCCAACAUCCAACAUGAAGGUACAUUGGCUAAUCUCCGCAAGAAGCACAAUGAUGCUGUUGCUGAAAUGGCUGAACAAGUCGAUCAACUCAACAAAUUGAAGACCAAAGCUGAAAAGGAAAGAUCACAAUAUUUCGGUGAAGUUAAUGAUCUCCGUCACAGCCUCGACACAGUUGCUAACGAAAAGGCCGCCCAAGAGAAGAUUGCCAAGCAAUUGCAACACACACUCAACGAAGUUCAAGGCAAAUUGGAUGAAACCAACCGUACAUUGAACGACUUCGACGCACAAAAGAAGAAGUUGUCAAUUGAGAACUCAGAUCUCCUCCGUCAAUUGGAAGAAGCUGAAUCACAAGUUUCACAAUUGUCCAAGAUCAAGAUCUCACUCACUCAACAAUUGGAAGACACCAAGAGAUUGGCUGAUGAGGAAGCUCGUGAACGUGCCACACUUUUGGGCAAAUUCCGUAACUUGGAACACGAUUUGGAUAACCUCCGUGAACAAGUUGAGGAAGAAGCAGAAGGCAAGGCUGAUAUGCAACGUCAACUCAGCAAGGCUAACGCUGAAGCUCAAUUAUGGCGUGCCAAGUACGAGUCCGAGGGUGUUGCCCGCGCAGAAGAAUUGGAAGAAGCCAAGCGCAAGCUCCAAGCUCGUCUCGCCGAAGCAGAAGAAACCAUCGAAUCACUCAACCAAAAGUGCGUUGCAUUGGAAAAGACAAAGCAACGUCUUGCCACAGAAGUCGAAGACUUGCAAUUGGAGGUUGAUCGUGCCACAGCAAUUGCCAACGCCGCUGAGAAGAAACAAAAGGCAUUCGACAAGAUUAUUGGCGAAUGGAAACUCAAGGUUGAUGAUCUCGCAGCUGAACUUGAUGCCUCACAAAAGGAAUGCCGCAACUACUCAACAGAACUCUUCCGUCUUAAGGGAGCAUACGAAGAAGGACAAGAACAAUUGGAAGCUGUUCGUCGUGAAAACAAGAAUCUCGCUGAUGAAGUCAAGGACUUACUCGACCAAAUUGGUGAGGGUGGACGCAACAUCCAUGAAAUCGAAAAGGCACGCAAACGUCUUGAAGUUGAGAAAGACGAAUUACAAGCAGCUCUUGAAGAAGCUGAAGCAGCUUUGGAACAAGAAGAAAACAAGGUUCUCCGUGCUCAACUUGAAUUGUCACAAGUACGUCAAGAAAUUGACCGUCGUAUCCAAGAGAAGGAGGAAGAAUUCGAAAACACACGCAAGAAUCACCAACGUGCCCUCGACUCAAUGCAAGCUUCACUCGAAGCCGAAGCUAAGGGUAAGGCUGAGGCUCUUCGCAUGAAGAAGAAGUUGGAAGCUGACAUCAACGAGCUCGAAAUUGCAUUGGAUCAUGCCAAUAAGGCUAAUGCUGAAGCACAAAAGAACAUCAAACGUUACCAACAACAACUCAAGGAAUUGCAAACCGCUCUUGAGGAAGAACAACGUGCACGUGAUGAUGCUCGUGAACAACUUGGAAUCUCAGAACGUCGUGCCAACGCUCUCCAAAACGAAUUGGAAGAAUCACGCACACUCUUGGAACAAGCUGAUCGUGGCCGUCGUCAAGCUGAACAAGAAUUGGGAGAUGCUCAUGAACAUCUUAAUGAACUCUCAGCUCAAAAUGCCUCAAUUGCUGCUGCCAAGAGGAAGUUGGAAGCCGAAUUACAGACACUCCACUCAGAUUUGGAUGAAUUGUUGAAUGAAGCCAAGAACUCCGAAGAAAAGGCAAAGAAAGCCAUGGUUGAUGCUGCUCGUCUUGCUGAUGAACUCCGUGCUGAACAAGACCACGCACAAACACAAGAGAAGUUGCGUAAGGCACUUGAAACACAAAUCAAGGAAUUGCAAGUUCGUCUUGAUGAAGCCGAAACCAAUGCCCUUAAGGGAGGCAAGAAGGCUAUCCAGAAACUCGAACAACGUGUUCGUGAAUUGGAGAAUGAAUUGGACGGUGAACAACGUAGACACGCUGAUGCUCAAAAGAACCUUCGCAAGGGAGAACGCCGCAUUAAGGAACUUACCUUCCAAUCAGAGGAAGACCGUAAGAACCACGAACGUAUGCAAGACUUGGUUGACAAACUCCAACAAAAGAUCAAGACAUACAAGAGGCAAAUCGAAGAAGCAGAAGAAAUUGCUGCUCUCAACUUGGCCAAAUUCCGUAAGGCACAACAAGAAUUGGAAGAAUCAGAGGAGCGUGCUGACUUGGCAGAACAAGCUAUCAGCAAAUUCAGAGCAAAGGGACGUGGCGGUUCAGUCGCUCGCGGUGCCAGCCCAGUGCCCCAAAGACCCAACCGCCAAUUGGCUGAUGGAAUGUUCGGAUUUGAUGAAUAAAUUAACAUCUUCACGCUUCGACCUUGCUCAACGAUAAAAACAAAAACAAAAGAAAAUUUAUAAAACACCUUUUUACAAACUGUCAAAUCAUUUUCGUUUUUUUAUUAGUUUCGAGAGAGAAUCUUUUUUUAUAUUUAAUUUCAAUUAUUAUUUUAUUUUUAAUUCUUUUUUAUAUAUCAAUUCAAACAAAAAAAUUUGCGUCAUUUUCAAUUCAUCUUUUUUUUAUACAUAUACACCGAUACUAGUAGCAGAAUUUUUUGUAAAAAAUGCAACUCGUAACACCCAAAAAAAAGUGAAAGAAAAUUUUUUUCUUGUAAUAAAAUCAAAAAAAAACAGAAAAAAUAGCAAAUGAAAAUUCCAUCAAAUUUUUCAUCAAAAGAAAAAAAUAGUUAAAGAAAUUUUUUAUAUCACACACCGCAGAAAAAAAGGAAAAAACUCGAAAGCCCAAAAUGCAAAGUAAAGAAAAAAAAGCAAAUUUUCUUUAUUAUUUUAUGUUUUAAUUUUAAUUUUUUUUGUCUUCUUUAUUUUUAAACAAAAAAUGCGCCGAUGUACUAAGAUUUUUAAAGAAAAAAAAAACUAUAAUUAAAUGGGAAAGAAAUGCUAUAUAGAAAUUUUUAGAAUCGCACUUUUAAAAGUGAGAAAAAUUCUUCGGAAAAUUUUCAAUAAUGUAUUUAUUUUUCUUCGUUCUUUUUGUAAUUUUAAUUAAUAAAAAAGAUUUAAUUUAAUAUUGCACUUGUAAGUUCGGAUAGAAUGGAAUUUGAUGAUUUUGAUGAAAAAUUUAUUUUCUUUGAGAAAAAAAAUUUGAAAAAUUUUCACUUUAAAUUUUCAUUAAAAAUAAUUUUUAAAUUUCUGCGAUGAUCGCCCAAAACAAAAAGGAAAAUAUCUAUCAGAAAAAUAAACUAUUUACGCAGUUAGGAAGUUAGGAGACGACGAUAAUGUGGCAACACAUAUGAGAGAAAAUAAAAUAGAGACACAAAUAAAAUAAAAUAAAAAUCAUGAGACACGUUUUAACAUCAAAUUCAGCCCACAAUUUCAUCAAAUGACAACCUUUUGAUUUUCUAUUAGCGAAAAGUUCAUUUUUAGUAAAUUUAGGAUUUUUCCUUUUUAAAAAGAAAAAAUGAGAAAAACAAAGAAAUUUAAAACCUUUUUUAUUGUAAAUUAAUAAGUGAAAUAAUUUUUUAAUUUUUAAAUUUACAACAACAUUCUCAAUUUAUUUGUAUAAAAUAUCCUUAUAUCCGAAUUUAUCUCCGAGAGAAAAAAGUAUGUGUGAACCAUUGAACAUCAAAAAAACAUCUAAUUAUACAAAGAAAAAAAUAAAAAAUAAAAAAUACUUAUAUUAAUAAAAUCAUUUAAAUUUUUGACUUUUU